Molecule: messenger RNA, 963 nt
Organism: Closterium sp. Yama58-4
Lineage: Eukaryota; Viridiplantae; Streptophyta; Zygnematophyceae; Desmidiales; Closteriaceae
Source: the annotation of a GenBank genome assembly
AUGUGGGAGGGGUUGGAGUUUGAUUUUCGAAUUGCAGACAGGGGUUGGGUGCUGUGCGAGCCUAAGUGCCGCCUCAAGCUGCAGCGGCCCACAGCAGAGUGCAUGGCGUUUUGUGGUGGCGCGAAUGCUUGUGAUGGCCGUGGCAUCUGUUAUCCAGAAGGGCCCAGCUUGGUGCCAACGUGCUUGUGUAAUGCGGAUUCAGUGCCAGUUGGAAGAACCUACUGUUUUGAACAAGGUUGGAACGAAGGCCUUUCCAUCAGCGAGCCUAUUCUCCCCGUGUUCACUAUUCUCACCCAGGGAACGCAGCAACAGACUGCGGGGAGGUUCAUGGCAAAGGCAGUGAACCUCUUUGCGUACCCAUCGCGUUUGAGUACAGGAUGUGGUGCGGAGCUGGCUUUUAGUGUCAACUUCACCUUCUGUCUCAUUUCCCAGUAUGGGCUUGGCACAUCCAAUGGCUUUGCAUUUGUAAUCACUGCAAAAGGCAAGGUGGGGAAAGCGGCAAAGGGGAAGGUGGGGAACGCUGAUGGUGUAGGGUACCGUGGAAUGGACAGGCGGAGUGUAGCCAUUGUAUUCGACACUGCCACUGAUCCGAAGGAGCAGCAUGUGGGGCUCAACAUAAAUGGCUUAGAUACAUCCUUGGUCACAGUGGAGUCACCAUUCACGCUGACUAACGGUGACUACUACACGGCAUGGGUGGACUACGACCCUUGGAGUCGUGGCUCUAUCAAGGUGUUUCUGGCUGACUCCAAGGAGAAGCCAGAGGAGCCGCUGCUGCAGAGGGAGCUGUCGCUGUGUGCGGUGCUGCAGCCCAGUGGGAAGCAGUCAGGGUUCUUCUUUGGAUUCGUGGCCUCCACCACUAAAAAGCCCUUUCAGAUGCAUGUCAUUCGUUACUCCGCCGUGCAAGCAGGCAAGCAUUUGCUUUGUGGGGUAACUGUAGGUGAUGGCGGUGACAGUGGUGGUUGA